GAGUCGCGGGCAACAUGGCGGCGCCGGGGCAGGAAGAAGACCGAGAGCAGGAUGCUGUAGGUGAAAAGAAGAUUAUUAAUCAGACAUUUCUUUCUCUUUCCCAAAUUACUGCUUUGUCAGAACAAAAUGUAGAAGGAGUUCAAAAAAUGCUGGAAGAAUUUCUGAAUUUUAAACAAUUAAAGACAUCUUUGAAAGAAGCUAUUUUGCUAGAUUAUUAUACUGCGGGAUUUUGGUGGGCUAAAGAAAGGAACUUCAGUGUCAUACAGCUCUCAGGAUUCAUGGAUCUAUUAAAUUUCCUGUUGGAGAACCUCAGUGACAAACAUAUGACCUUAGGAGAUAAUUUAAAAGAACUUGGAAAAGCAAUGGCUGGAAUAGGAGAAACUGAUUCAGAAAGAAAUGGUGACUUGAAGAUCUUCAGCAUUGAGCAAGCCAAAGCAGUCAUUGAUUACUUGAAUAUCAGCUUAUUUAAACACUAUAAACUAUAUGAAUACCUCUUCCACAGUCCUAGAGAAGAACUUGUGAUAAGUAAUGAGUAUGUGGUUGAACUUCCCCAACCUUCAGUUCCCCCUUUCCCUCCUCUGCUGGAAGAUGGCAUACCUUCAGAUAUCUAUUCAUCGUUCAUAAUAUCACCAACAGCUACAGAGACAGAAUCUAAGGGGUCUGAUCAAGAAGAUUACCUUGAAGAGCCUUGUCCAGAAGUAGAGUCCUUCAAGGCAGGUGCUGUGGCUGGUGUCGCUGCUGAAGAUCAGAAGUCCGCAGUGGGUGAAAUCCCAAGUGAAAUUAUUGGCAACCUUGAGGCAGAGAUAAAUGAAAAGCUGCAAAUGCAAGAAGAAGCUUAUACUUUGAGAACGGAAAAAUUAGAAAGUCUUAAAUAGCCAGAUAAGAAAGGUGAUGUUGAAUUUUACAGAAAUUGGACAGUAGGGGAUGGCGUGCACAGAAGACUGGCUCCCUGCCUGAACGUAAUUAUUUUUGUAUAAAGGAAAAUGGUUCUGUUAACAUUUACCUAGAAAUAGUUCAUCCCAGUUCCUCAAAUUUACUGUGUUCUGCCAGUGUUGUCAUUUAGUUUAGACUUAAGUAGAAGAUUAUAAACAGAAGGAUAUGUAAUUAAAACAUGUUGAAGUUCAGUUUAUUUCUGAAUAGAAAUCCUAAUUUAAAAAAAAAAAAAAAAAGCAAGCUGUAGUUUCAUUCUCUUCUGUUUUUCCAGUUGUGAAAUAGUUAACAGAUUCUACUUUACACUCAUGGUUUUUUUCAGGUAAUUUUGCCAGGAGAGUUCAUAGAGAGAAAACAUCGUUUUGCGGCACUGCAGAUAUAUUAAAGACAGAAUUUAAUUAACAUGUAAUUACACACUUUUCACUGCAGUUAUUCUUUAAUCAUAAGUAUGUUAUUUCAUUUUAAAUUGCUUCUUAAGCUUUAAAACAAAUUUCAUAUCUUAUGCUUCUUUAUUUCCACCAUAUUAAAAUUGCUUAAAAGAAGAGUUUGCAUGUUUACAAUAUUCUCGAGUAGAGUUCCUCUCGAAUUCAGUGGAAAUUUUUCUGGAAUGCAUGUAACCUUUCAUCUGAGAAU
This is a messenger RNA of Calidris pugnax (ruff), 1563 nucleotides long. RefSeq names its product chromosome unknown open reading frame, human C10orf107 (gene CABCOCO1). Bases 15 to 875 code for a protein of 286 amino acids. The transcript is spliced from 8 exons. NCBI's taxonomy places the organism in Eukaryota, Metazoa, Chordata, Aves, Charadriiformes, Scolopacidae. The record is from RefSeq and is a predicted model, not a curated record.